CUGUCUAUAAGUAAAUCGCAUGGUCUCAAACAUCUAUCAACAAUCCUUCAUCACACAAUUCACAAUUGAUCAUUACUUACUCCAUGGAACUCCAAUCUUCAUCAUUAUUCCCAAUCCUUUUGUGCUUCGUCAUCAUUAUUUUCAUGGCCAUGAAAAUAGGGAAAAGAUCCAAAUCGAUCUCAAAACUACCUCCCGGGCCAUGGAAGCUACCUCUUAUAGGAAACCUUCACCAAAUGGUUGGCUCUCUACCCCACAUUGCUCUGCGUGAUUUGGCGAAGAAGUAUGGACCAUUUAUGUACAUACAACUUGGACAGGUUCCUACUAUUGUUGUUUCUUCAACAGAUUACGCGAAAGAAGUAAUGAAAACACAUGACGUUAAUUUUGCCAAAAGACCUUAUAGUCUUGCUGCGGAUAUCAUAUUCUAUAAUCUUAAAGAUAUUCUAUUUGCGCCAUAUGGAGAGUACUGGAAUCAAAUGCGUAAAAUAUGCACAGUGGAGGUCUUAAGUGGAAGAAGGGUUCAAGCGACUCGACCAGUCAGAGAAGAAGAGACAUUUGAGUUCAUUAAAUCCAUUUCUCUCAAGGCAAUGUCAAAAAUUAACCUCAGCCACAUGUUUAGUUCUUUAACAUUUGCAAUCACAUUUAAGGCAGCAUUUGGUGGGAAUAGCGAGAGGCAUGAAGCAUUUGUUCCCCUUUUAAGAGAAAUAAUAGAGGUCAUCGCAGGUUUCAGUCUAGGUGAUAUGUUCCCAGACAUAAAAUUCUUUCACAUGAUCAGUGGGAUGAGGACUCGACUUGAGAGAAUGCAUCAUGAAAUCGAUCAGAUACUUGAAAACAUAAUCAAUGAACAUAGACUUCACAGAUCAAGAAUUGAUUCUAGUGAUGCCGAUAAUAUUUUAGACAUUCUCUUGAAUCUUCAGGAACGUGGAGACUUUUCCUUUACAACAGACAACAUCAAAGCGGUUGUACUGGACAUUUUCUUGGCUGGGACUGAUACAUCCGCUACAAGUUUAGAAUGGGCAAUGUCAGAACUGCUAAAGAAUCCAAUAGUGAUGGCAAAGGCUCAAGCAGAGGUGAGGCGGGUCUUUGAUAAAAAAGGAUAUGUAGAUGAAGCAGCACUCGAAGAACUAGAAUUCUUGGCAGCGGUUAUCAAAGAAACUCUAAGGUUACACCCUCCAGCUCCAUUGUUAGCUCCAAGAGAAUGUAGAGAGAGAUGUCAGAUUAAUGGAUAUGAGAUACCUGAAAAAACCCACAUUCUCAUCAAUGCAUGGGUUAUUGGAAGAGAUCCCAACUAUUGGACUGAAGCAGAGAGAUUCUAUCCAGAGAGAUUCCUUGAUAGCUCAAUUGACUACAAGGGGAAUAACUUUGAAUAUCUCCCAUUUGGUUCUGGAAGGAGGAUAUGUCCAGGAUUGACUUUUGGGAUAGCUAACACUAAGCUUCCGCUUGCACAAUUACUAUACCAUUUUGAUUGGAAACUCCCUGAAAACAUCAAACACGAAGAUCUAGAUAUGACUGAACGUCUUGGUAUUACAAUUGGAAGAAAAAAUGAUUUAGUCUUAGUUCCCAUUCCUUAUAAUUCCCCUGUUGUUGAUCAGGAAAACGAGUGAUGUUCACCUGUAUUACAACAUUCUCGUUUGUUACCUUACAUUGAGUAAGUAGUCAAGUCUAUGGGUAUGUUGGAUUGUUGUGCUUUGAAUAAUCUUAGGAGAUUACGUAUGAGAGCUGUUAUUUUACAGUUGCAUAACCUUGAGUUUGAAGUUAUGUGUUUUCUUUCGCUUGCUUGUAUGAGAUGUCUUUCUGAAAGAUUGCUUGAAUAAAAUAAACUAACAUGUUUUUAGAUACCA
Messenger RNA from Tripterygium wilfordii, 1838 nucleotides. Its product is annotated as cytochrome P450 71D9-like. Gene Ontology annotation, molecular function: oxidoreductase activity, acting on paired donors, with incorporation or reduction of molecular oxygen; monooxygenase activity; iron ion binding. NCBI's taxonomy places the organism in Eukaryota, Viridiplantae, Streptophyta, Magnoliopsida, Celastrales, Celastraceae. The coding region runs from base 84 to 1601 and encodes 505 amino acids. The transcript is spliced from 2 exons. The record is from RefSeq and is a predicted model, not a curated record.